Stegodyphus dumicola is the source of this 1496-nucleotide messenger RNA. Its product is annotated as glutamate receptor-like. Gene Ontology annotation, molecular function: ligand-gated monoatomic ion channel activity. The record is from RefSeq and is a predicted model, not a curated record. Gene Ontology annotation, cellular component: membrane. Lineage: Eukaryota; Metazoa; Arthropoda; Arachnida; Araneae; Eresidae.
UGCUCUGAGAGCUCGAAGGUCCUGUAGCGUGAGAGUAAGCAGAAUUUUGUUUUCUCGCAAUUUGCAUGUAAGCAUCUUCUAAUGAAAGUUACAAAAUUGCAGUUUUGCUGAAUAAGCUGAGUUUUAUAUUUCGAAGCACCUGCCAUUUGCAGCUAAGGAUUUCCUUUCUAAAGAAUCCCGAGUUACGAAGCCCAGUAUUUUUCUCAAGUCACUUUCAAGGAAUAGGAAGAAGACUCCUUGGAAAAGAACGAAGUGAAGUAAACAAAAUAUUACUAUUUAUCUGUCAUGUGAAAUUGGAGAACUAAACAAAAAUAAUACCACACAGAAGACUGAAAAUGCUUUUGCUUAUUUUACUUUAACCAGAUUGCUUGCUCUUCUAGUCUGUGGAUAAAUAAUGCAGAUGCUCAUUCAGCUGGUGUAAAUGAAAUCAAAACUAUUGCAGGUCUCUUGUGCUUUGAGAGAAGAAAUGGAAGGAAUUAAUCUUAAAAUUGCCUGUCUUAAUCAUCCUCCUUAUGUUGUAGUCAAUGAAACAGAGCAAGGGCGUUGGGAACUGAGUGGUGGAAUAGAUGCAUUUGUUAUCAAACUUUUGCAACAAAAGUAUUGUUUCAAGUAUGAAAUAAUUGUACCACCAGACAAAAAUUGGGGAAAACUUUUAGAUGAUAGAUGGACGGGUAUUACAGGCAUGGUAAACAGAAAUGAAGUGGACUUGGGAAUAGCUAAUUUAAUGAUCACGGAGAAAAAAUACGAUGCAGUAGCAUUCAGCGUGCCUUACAGUGUUGACGGUUUCGCCAUGGUUUCAUUGGCACCAAGAACCUCAGAAAACACUGGAGCAGUUCUACAGCCUUUCCAGACAGAGGUGUGGUGUGCAAUUUUUGCCUCGGUCUUGAUAAUCUCAUGUCUAUUGUCUGUUAUGCAGAAACUUCAAUCGUGUUACAGGAUGACGCCCAUUCUAACUUGGAGAAACACCCUGUGGAACGUUUUCGCCACUCUCUGUCAAGAAGGUUGAGUCGCAAAUUUAUUUUAAUAUUUUCAAGGUCGUUAAUAGUUUCAAUGGUCAUCAACCUUUCACAUAAGCUCAUAAACUUAAAAUAAGGACAAUACAAAGGAAAAUAUAUUUCUAUCGUAUACAAAUCUGAUAAUAUUUUUAACUCACAAGUUUAUGAGGAGCAGAUUGCAACAACACCAUGUGAACGCUUCUACGAAUAAACCCAGAGAAAUGUUCCGUAGUUUAAAAGAUCGAUAUUUCUGUAAUAAUAUACUACAAUGUAUCUCCAAAGAAUUUUGCGCUCAAAGGCAUUUAUAAAACAUUUAUUGACCCAGGGGCAUUUUCUGAGUUUUUGAAAGGGGAAUGCUUUUAAUACUAAGUAUUUAAAAUAUUAUGUUAUUGAAAGGAAGUUAGCAUUAUAUGUUUUCGAAACCUGGUUGUACAAUUUCUUUAUUCAUAUUUCUCAGUACUGCUCAGCAUGUAAAAUAAUAAAAUGUACUGCAUAAAAAUU